Molecule: messenger RNA, 623 nt
Organism: Oncorhynchus keta (chum salmon)
Lineage: Eukaryota; Metazoa; Chordata; Actinopteri; Salmoniformes; Salmonidae
Product: homeobox protein aristaless-like 4
Exons: 2
Coding region: 1-405 (134 amino acids)
Source: RefSeq, a predicted model, not a curated record
AUGAACGCAGAUACGUGCGUUUCAUACUGUGAUAUGACAUCCAUGGAUUCAUAUUAUAACACGCCUUCGCCACACGGUAGGGAUCAACAACCAUCGGAUCCCUUCAGAAUAUUCCAACCGAGUGAAACCAAAUACAGCCCAACGUUCCUACCCAAAGGACAACAGGGUUACGAGGAGAAGUCUCGGAGUCCUUUCCAACAGGAGUGCCAGUCACUGGAUGACGGCACAGAGGAGGGCAACAACUUCAACAAAUACCACCUCUUCAUGCAACGACCGACCUGCAAAACACCCCCGGAAGGCGAAAAACUCCACCAGGAAAGCGGAGGACACAACGACGCGCUCAUCCCCUGCUAUGGAUUUAUUGACAUUAUGCGUCUUCAGAAGAUACUUUCGGUAACAAGCUAGUUAGCUAGUUGUGAACACUGCAUCUGAGAUCAACUGAGGGCUAAGUGAAACAUCUGGAUAACAGAGAGCUGAUCUCCUCAUCAUAAUGACAUGACUCUCGCUCAAUGUGAUCUGGCAACGGCUGUGGGAAAAGACGACACUACACACUGUUUGACUGUGUGAUGCUGAUGAUAAACCAUGCCUUGUGUUCAGGGACUCAAUGUCCUGACCAAGAGACC